Messenger RNA from Ambispora gerdemannii, 1378 nucleotides. Lineage: Eukaryota; Fungi; Glomeromycota; Glomeromycetes; Archaeosporales; Ambisporaceae. The record is from the annotation of a GenBank genome assembly.
AUGAUUAUUCCAAAUUCAAGCAACACGUCUGACAAAGAGUCAGAAAAUGAUGAUCAGUCUUUUGCGUGUCAGCUUGAUACGUCGAGAUAUCAAGAAAUAGCUGACUUUCCUGAAGUUGCAGACAAAAAGAACACUAAAAUGCAAGAUGAGGACGCGUCCGAAAGUUAUACCGGUUACCAGAAUUGUGAAAAUAUGGAAAUCGACUCUGAAUCUGAACAUAGGACUAAUAGCAGUACUACAUUGUCCGAUGUCGAAAAAGUUAGCAUUACUAUAUUGUCCGAUGACGAAAAUGUUGAAAAAGUUGACAUUAAAGAAUUUGCGGACAAAAAGAACAUCACAAUGCAAGCAGAUAGGGACGCGUCUGGAAAUCCUACCAGUCACCAAAAUUACGAAUCAAAAAUAGAAUAUAUGGAAAUAGACCCUGAUUCUGAAUCUGAUCACGAACCUGAGCAAGCGCCAGAUCUCUGUGAAGUCAUUUUCGGACUUUAUCGUUUAUUAGACUUAUGCAAAGAUGAAGGAUCGAAUGGUCUUGUGGAUAAAAUUAUAAUUUCGCAACAACACGUGAAACGUCUUUGCAAUGGACUGGUGCCGAGGAGUUUUAAAUCCAUUUCCAAAAUCGACUAUAAAAAAUUGAAUUCUAAAAAUAUUCGUCUCGUCGGAUGCUAUGGUCGUAAUGAAAUGAUUGCUAAAUUUUUAUUAAAUAAGGCUAUUAUUGAUCAAGCAAAGUACGAAUUGUUGAUAGCAUCGGCAAGUUCAAAUAAUACUUACGGAACGAAUACGACUUUACGACCUGGCAUAUAUCUUCUUAAAUUACCCUCAGUUAAAGCUAAUACGAGCCCUUUCGAGAACCAAUUCUUGGUAAUACAUUGGAGCGAAGAUGGUUGUUAUGAAGAUUUGGCUUCCUCGCAUCGUAAAAAGAAUCUUUCCAAUAUGCAUAGAUAUCUUACGAAACUCACUGAACAUCAAAUAUGCAUAAUGAGUGAAACUGACUUGGAUAGUAUUGACUGGCAAGCAUCCGGAACUGAUGAUGAGGAUCACUCGGAAGAAGAAGACGAUUACAUGCAUGAUGCAAAUGACAUAUGUUAUGACUUUGAAGUGAAAAAGAGUCAGGAGCAAAAAGAAAAUUUUGAACUUUAUUCUGGAUUUGAGGUUCAUAUUCCAAAACUCAGAAUACGCGAAAAUAGUUUGGCUAACGGAGGCAUUCCUUUACACCCUUUGAUCGUUGAAUCAGUUUCAAAUCAAACACUCCUUACUCGUGAGAUCCUUCCUGCGACAAAAAAUACUGAGAAAAGCUAUAUAAAGUUUAACAGUAUCCAAAAGCUUCAGAAUUAUUUUAAAGAUAAACUUGAAACUCAAAAAUGUGCACUUAUCUUAAGUC